This is a messenger RNA of Henningerozyma blattae CBS 6284, 780 nucleotides long. It is a transcript of the gene HEM4, whose product is annotated as uroporphyrinogen-III synthase HEM4. The transcript has a single exon. Bases 1 to 780 code for a protein of 259 amino acids. NCBI's taxonomy places the organism in Eukaryota, Fungi, Ascomycota, Saccharomycetes, Saccharomycetales, Saccharomycetaceae. The record is from RefSeq and is a predicted model, not a curated record. Gene Ontology annotation, molecular function: uroporphyrinogen-III synthase activity. Gene Ontology annotation, biological process: uroporphyrinogen III biosynthetic process.
AUGAAUGGAAAUGUUAUUCUUUUAAAGAACCCAAGAGAGUCUAAUUCAAAAGAUGACGAUUAUUAUAAAAUAUUCGAUAAGUAUGGAUAUUAUCCAAAUUUUCUUCCUGUAAUAACACAUACAAAUAUUAUCAAUCAAAUCGUCCCAGUUUUAAACGAUUCGGAUUAUUUGGAUGAAUUACCUUUCAUAAUAGUUACUUCACAACGGGCAUUAACUUUUUUAAAUGAAAAAGAUUUAAAUAAUCAAUAUCCAAGUCAAAAUUUUGAAAAAUUAUUAAAUAAACCAGUUUAUACUGUGGGUCCUGCUACUGCUAAAUGUUUGAGAAACCUAAAAUUUAAAGAUAUUAGAGGUACUGAAACCGGUAAUGCAGAAGCAUUAGCCAAAUUAAUUAUAUCUGAAUUAGAUCAAUAUGAUCUUACUCAAAAACCACUAUUUUUAACAGGAGAAAAACAUAAAGAUACUAUUACAAAGGCAUUAAAGACUAAGUUCAAUAUAUCAGUGGAAGAAAUAGUUACAUACAAGACCAUAUCUUUGGAUGAUAGCCUUUUGAGAUUUAAAUCUGUAUUUAAACCAAACUCAUGGAUUAUAUUAUUUAGUCCUCAAGGAACAAAAGAUAUUUUAAAAUAUUUAAAUGAUCAUAAAUUAAACUCAUCACCAUUCCAUCUUGCUGCAAUUGGACCUUAUACUCGUGAAUAUUUGAUUUCUAAUGAUUUAAAGCCUGAUGUAGUGAGCCCUCAUCCCGAUCCAAUUUCUUUGGUAAAUUCAAUCUUGACUUUUUAA